AUGGUGAAAGAUUGCAUGGAGCGUGCCAAAAGAUGUCACGCGUGUCAAUUUCAUGCCAACUACAUCCACCAACCUCCAGAGCCUCUUCGUCCAACUGUAGCUUCAUGGACUUUUGAUGCAUGGGGACUUGACGUUAUUGCACAGCUUCCAAAGUCAUCAAAGGGACAGACAUACAUAUUAGCCGUUACGGACUACUUCUCUAGAUGGGCUGAAGUUGUUCUUCUUAAGUAUGGAAUACCAAGAUACACAAUCACUGAUAAUGGAACGCCAUUUGACAACAAGCUCGUGAAGAGUCUGUGCGAGAACUUUGGUUUCAAGCAACAUAAGUCUUCAAUGUAUAAUGCAACUGCCAGUGGCCUUGUUGAAGCUUUUAACAAGACGCUUGGUAACCUUUUGAAGAAAGUUGUUGUAAAGAACAAGAGAGACCGGCAUGAGAAAAUUGGUGAAGCUUUGUGGGCAUACUGA
Messenger RNA from Nicotiana tabacum (common tobacco), 465 nucleotides. Lineage: Eukaryota; Viridiplantae; Streptophyta; Magnoliopsida; Solanales; Solanaceae. The record is from RefSeq and is a predicted model, not a curated record.